AUGAAUGACACAGGUGAAUUAUUGGUGUCUACCACACCAGAAAGUUGUCAUUUCGAACCACCAGCAAUGACAAAUAUCCGUUUCUGGUUGGUUACGGUAUUCGGUUCGACUGUUUCCUUUAUUAGUAUCACUAACAAUGUAUUGCUGUUUUAUGUUUUCAUCUCCAGAAAACAUCAUCGUUCGAGCCCGAAUCUCUAUCUAAUGCUGCUAGCGUUUUUUGAUAUUUUUGUCAGUAUGGCCUAUAUUUUAUUGAUGUCAGUGAAUAUUCUCAUAGAUUAUUUGAUUUCGGCUACUCUUAUGCAAAUAUGGUUCUCCUAUAUGGUGCCCAUGAUUACGAUAUCUCAUGUGGCGAUGACGUCAUCAUCGUUUUUGAUAGUUUGCGCUUCAUUUGAACGCUAUUGUCUCACCGUGAACUCCUCAAUUUUACCAUUUGCACAAAAAAAUCGGAAAUCUAUAGCUGCUUUUGCAAUACUGUUCGGUGUGAUCAGUAAAGGAACAAUGUGCCUAGAAUUUGAGUUCUAUGAUGUGCCGGAAUGUAAAGGUUUGAUAACACAAACUCAAAUGGCCUACACGGAUUUGGUCACAAAAACCCCAUACAACAUUGUUUGGCGAUUUUGGUAUCGCAAUUUUGUUACCGUAAUCGCACCGUUUUUCAUUCUUGCUUAUUUUAAUGUGAGGAUUGUGAAAGCGUUAACACGACAUACAAAAAUGACCGUAUGUCAAUUAGCCGGUAAUGCACUCGUUGAACAAGCGAAAAGAAAGGCGACAGCACGUGCUGCUACGCGUACACUCGUGAUGGUUGUAUGCUGUUAUUUGAUCAGUAACAUAAUUAGCGUUGCGUUAACAAUUUGGGAACAUUUGGACAGAGAAACGCUGUUGACCGAUUACAUUAACUUCUACGCGAUCGCUAUCGACUUGGUCUCGUUGCUGACAACGUCCGCGUGCGCAUGUCGUCUGCCGAUUUACCUCACCUGUCAACCAGCUCUUCGGAAUGAAAUCAAGGAAGUUGUGACGUCAAUCCGAUGCUGCGGCAAGGGAAUGGACAGUGAAUACUUGGUAUUGUCGAAACCAUCGAUGACUAUGCCUGGAUCAGUUGGCUCGAUGAACGGAAUUCCUCAGAAUCAGAUUUACAAAAGAAGCUCAGCUGAUGGUGAAAUGAUUGAAACUGGACAACAUGUCAAAAUGUUGCAGCCAAUUGUGCUCGCAUCAACAGAAGAUACGAAAAUUUGUCUUUCAAGCGCCUAUGAAACAUUAUUGUGA
Necator americanus (New World hookworm) is the source of this 1260-nucleotide messenger RNA. RefSeq lists its product as uncharacterized. Gene Ontology annotation, cellular component: membrane. Bases 1 to 1260 code for a protein of 419 amino acids. Gene Ontology annotation, biological process: G protein-coupled receptor signaling pathway. The record is from RefSeq and is a predicted model, not a curated record. Lineage: Eukaryota; Metazoa; Nematoda; Chromadorea; Rhabditida; Ancylostomatidae. The transcript is spliced from 10 exons. Gene Ontology annotation, molecular function: G protein-coupled receptor activity.